AUGAACGCGCUGUACUCUUAUUACGAUGAUUAUGAAGACGAAGCCGAUGAGAGCCAAACAGAAACCCGAUUUGUGCUGUGUUAUUGCGAAGGAAAGUGUCCUUUCGAAGACGACAAAGGUUUAUGUCGAAUUUCGUCGCCAGGUGGGAAAUGUUUCGCCGCUAUUUCAUACGAAAUUGAAGAAACGGGCGAGGAAAUCGUUACCAAAACGUACGGGUGUAUCGAUGACGAACAAAUGGCUCAAUUGCAGUGCAAAGGGGCUCUAGUGCCGCAUUUGAACAAGAAAAACAUCCAGUGCUGCGACGACGGUGACUUCUGCAAUAGAAAUCCGUAUCAAUUUGAGCCGACAAUUACUAGCGAGAACAAAUUACCGAUAAUAAUAAUAACGAGUUGUUGUGUUUUAACGAUACUCACGUUCCUCCUAUUCCUGUUCGCGCUGUACUUGAAAUUCAGGAAACGGAACCUGGUUGAUGUUAUUAACAAGAUAGAAGAAUGUAAUUCGAAAAAAUCGCAAAGCCACGGAGGUUCCUCCGGGGAAUCGGGCUCGAAUUAUUUGACGAUGGUGCAAAGAACGAUUUCCAAACAAAUCGACAUGGAGAAAGUGAUAGGUAAAGGCCGUUACGGUGAAGUGCGGUUGGGGAAAUGGCGCGGCGAGAAAGUGGCAGUUAAAAUAUUUCAUUCGACCCAAGAAAAGUCUUGGAUGAGAGAAACGGAGGUGUACAAAACCGUUUUAAUGCGACACGAAAACAUUUUGGGAUUCGUAGCGGCCGAUAUUAAAGGUAGCGGAAGUUGGACUCAGCUACUCCUCGUGACAGAUUAUCACAGCAACGGCUCUUUAUUUGAUUAUCUCCAAAAAAACACAGUCGGUCUGGAUAGACUGCUGUUUAUGAGCUUGGGAAUAGCCAAAGGUGUUAAUCAUUUGCACACUGAAAUAUUCGGGGUACCUGGUAAAGCAUGCAUAGCCCACCGAGAUUUGACGAGUAAAAAUAUCUUAGUGAAGCAAGACAUGGAAUGCUGCAUAGCAGAUUUCGGAUUGGCUGUCAAAUUUGACAGCACUACUAAUAAGUUUGAUGUGCCAUUAACAGAUAGAAUCGGUACAAAAAGGUAUAUGGCACCCGAAAUUCUUUCGAAAAUGGCUAAUUUAAAUGAUAUAGAUGCGUACAAAAUGGCCGACAUAUACGCUUUGGGUCUAGUUCUGUGGGAAAUGUCAAGGAGAUGUAAUUUUAUGGGCGAAAAAUCUUUACCGUAUGAAAUUCCGUUCAACGAUUUGGUGAGUUCCGAUCCGAGUUACGAAGAAAUGCAGCAUAUCGUUUGUACUAUGAAAAUUCGACCUGAAAUACCGGAAAUUUGGCAGAAGAACGAAAAGAUGAAAAUGAUGACAAAAAUUAUUCAAGAAAUGUGGCAUGACAACCCAACAGUGCGAUUAACUGCUCUUAGAGUGAAAAAAACUAUGCAUAAAUUAAUUACGAAAACAGAAGAAUCUUUAAAUAUAAGCAAUUGUUCUGAGAUCGAAUAA
Messenger RNA from Phyllotreta striolata, 1515 nucleotides. The record is from the annotation of a GenBank genome assembly. NCBI's taxonomy places the organism in Eukaryota, Metazoa, Arthropoda, Insecta, Coleoptera, Chrysomelidae.